UUAAAAAAUCAUCCUAAGCUUUCUGCACAAGAAGUGGAUUGUCAUCUCUCCUUUUUGGCGACUAUGAAUAGCUUCGAUUUUGAUUUAGAAUAUUCAUCAUGGAACACCUGCGUAAAACUAAUAAUUGCCGGUUUCCUAGUUUACUUAGUUUUUUUUUUAUACUUUGCCAUCUUGUGUCAAUAUCUCUUUUUGCCACCUACAGAGUACUCUCUACCCGGGAGAAAGUAUUUUGGGAUCUCGCAGCUACUCGGGCAAUGUUUGGUGUACAGUGUACCAUUGCAGGACUCACUGCAUUACUCUUUGAUCCUUUACUUGCGUCUGACCAGAUCACUGCACAGAGGGGAUGGACUUGGUUCACUAUUUUAACAGCAACUGCAUUCUUCCUCUUUGAGAACAUAGCCUUGCAUGUCUCUAAUCUUAUGUUUUGGACGUUUGAUGCUUUUUUAGCUGUCCACCACUUUUUUGCUUUUCUGGGCUAUUUUGGUUUGAUCUUUUGCACCACAGCUGGACAUUAUUUGGCCAUGGUUACUUUAUUGUUGGAAAUGAGCACUCCUUUUACCUGCGUUUCAUGGAUGCUGUUAAAGGCGGGCUGGUCACACACUUUAUUUUGGAAGGCAAAUCAGUGGCUUAUGAUUCACAUGUUUCACUGCCGUAUGGUCCUUACUUAUCACCUCUGGUGGGUAUCGAUUUACAACUGGAAUCGCCUGGUGACAUCUGUAUCAUUGGCUUUUAUUGCAUUUUUCUUUACUGGCUUAGCUUUAGUGACUCUUGUUCUGAAUCCAUAUUGGACCUACAAAAAGACCCACCAACUGUUGACGCCUGGUGACUGGAACUUUCAACCAGCAUCUACAAAGGUGGUAGUCAAUAGUGGCGUUACCUUAAAGAAGUAUAAGUAA
This is a messenger RNA of Staurois parvus, 896 nucleotides long. The record is from the annotation of a GenBank genome assembly. Lineage: Eukaryota; Metazoa; Chordata; Amphibia; Anura; Ranidae.